AUAACACAAAUCAACGUAACUCUCCGUUAAUGUUGUCUUAUACCUACGCGCUGCGAAUAUUUGGCCCUGUAAUCGGUUAUGGGUUUUCGUACAUUAUAUUAAAGCGAUUUUAUAUUGCUCCCACGCUAACACCAUUAAUUUCAAAAGACGAUCAACGCUGGAUGGGUGCUUGGUGGGUUGGUUGGCUAUUGAUUGGUGUAUUGAUGUUUAUUUUCUCUGGCGUAAUUGGUUUAUUUCCAAAAAGUCUGAAGAAAGCAAAAACGGUGGAAAAACAUGAAAUGGACGAAGAAGUAUGUAACAAGAAAUCAGAGUCAGAAGAAAAAAACGAACCGACCGAAAAUGGCGAGUUGAAAGAUUUCCCAAAAGCGAUAUGGCGACUAUUAACCAAUAAAUUGCUGAUGUUGAACUGUUUUUCUAUUUCCUUUGCAAUGCUUAAACUUUCUGGUACCAUGACAUUCAUGGGCCGAAUAAUGGAAGUUCAAUUCAAUAAAACGUCAGCUGGUGGAAGUGCGUUCACGGGACCAAUCAACAUGAUUGGAAUGGCCAGUGGCUUAUUGCUUUGCGGUUAUGUUAUUAAAAAAUAUCAACCAGCACCAAAGUACUUAUUCGGUUGGAAAUGCUUUGUUGGUUUUAUUGCAGUGCUUUGUACAUUAUCAUAUACGCAACUGGGAUGUGACAACAGUCAAUCAUUGACAAUCAAUCAAUCGAUGGUUUCAUGUAAUGCAAACUGUGCUUGUGAAGGAAUUUCAUACACGCCCAUGUGUGAUCAUUCAACAAGUACAACCUAUUUUUCACCAUGUCAUGCUGGAUGCAUAACAUUUGAUAAAAAGCAAAACAUCUAUACAAAUUGCUCUUGUACCGAGGGUCCAUCAAAUGAAUUUCAAGUGGAGCACCGGGUUUCGUCUGGUGCAUGCGUUGGAGAUUGCAAUUUUGACUACUAUGCAUACACAUUCAUUUCAAUGGCCAGUGGAUUCCUUAUGAUCAGCAGUAUGAUGUCAGCCACUUUGAUUAAUUUGCGAUCUGUUGAGCCGAGAGAUAAGGCAUUUGGUCAAGGCUUUGUAUUAUUCUCAGUUAGUUUAUUUGGUUUGAUACCGGGACCCAUCAUUUUUGGCCAUAUCGUAGAUAGCACUUGUUUGAUUUGGAAUCAUAAGUGUGGACGACAAGGAAAUUGCUUGUUGUAUGAUUCAGCUAAAUUUCGAUACUAUCUUCAUUCCACUGCGGCAUUAUUUUAUGCAAUAUGCGUUUGUUUUGAUUUCUUGAUUUGGUACUACGGUAGAGGUUUGGAUUUAUAUGGCAUUACAGUGGAUGAUAAAGAAAAUGAGGCGAACGAGAAUGAAUUGGCCGAAAUCGAGCCACUUAACACAAAUAAGUAA
This is a messenger RNA of Contarinia nasturtii (swede midge), 1373 nucleotides long. Its product is annotated as solute carrier organic anion transporter family member 74D-like. Gene Ontology annotation, cellular component: membrane. The coding region runs from base 30 to 1373 and encodes 447 amino acids. NCBI's taxonomy places the organism in Eukaryota, Metazoa, Arthropoda, Insecta, Diptera, Cecidomyiidae. The transcript has 3 exons. Gene Ontology annotation, molecular function: protein binding. The record is from RefSeq and is a predicted model, not a curated record. Gene Ontology annotation, biological process: transmembrane transport; sodium-independent organic anion transport.